UUUUAUAACUGUAAAAAAUAUAUAUCCUUUUCUUAAUUAGAAAUAAAUAUUUUCGUUAAAAGACUUUUUCCUCUUCAAAAUCGAUUUUAGGUGUAGACACUCACCACUAAACUGAAUUUAUUUUUAUUGCGAAUUAAUGGCGUAGCCAGCACCAUGUCGACCCUAACGAAAAUGACCCGCACGGUUAAAAAACUGGAGGUGCCAAGACCCCUGAAAUCGACGACCAGUUCCGCACACAACCGCAACUCUGUGUUGGACGUCAAAAUAAACUCUGUCGAUGACCUCAUAGUGUUGACAGAAGCGGUGGCGUACCAAAUGAUGCAGGGUAAUUAUGACCGUGCGCUUCAAAGUAAUGUGGCCACCAUGUACUCUAAUCUGAAGCUUUAUGGCGCUCAGCUCGAGGCCCUUUACAAGGACUUUCUUGAUAGAUACUUUGUUGUGUUCCGCAACGGUUCGCAGGACGAACGACUGGAUAAGAAAACUAGACUUCAUCUUCUUGAGCUGAUUGAGCUGCGCGCCAAACUCUGGCAGGGCUCCGACUAUAUGAGUCAAUAUUAUAGACACCGUGGCACCCAUGCUGAGCCACUACUGGUGCCGACGAUGGAGGGGUCGGGUUCGGGCGGCUCGGUGUCCCCUACGCUGGCUGCGCCCGCCGAGCCGCCCUCUCUUCUCGGCCCCGGCGAGAUCAUCAAGCCGUCGGGCAAAUUCCCUAAGCCCACCAAGAUCCCCGGCAAGAAUUACUCCAAGGACGAAGUCGUCAUUAGAAAUGCCGACUCUGGAAAAGUGAUGGGUAUCAAGGGCAGGAGGGUGCACAUGAUCGAGGAGCUAAGUGACACGAUUAUAUCGUUUCAGCGAGUGAGUCCCGGUGCGAAGGAGCGUCUCGUCCAGAUCACUGGGCCCAACGAGGAAAACGUGAACCACGCCAAGCACCUGAUCGGCGACACGAUCCGCCGCAACGCGUCCCCCGUGCGACUGGACGGCGCGAUGGACGCGCUGCCCGGCGCCGCGCUGGCUGGCUCGCGCGCCUCGCUCGACUCCAACGGAUCCGACGACGCGCCGCGCGCCCGCGAGAAAUCCCCGCACAAUGCCCGGGCUCUAUUGCAUAGUUACUCUACGAACGAUGCUGCAUUGGGAGAGUAUAAGUACACUGUGACUUUUGGACAACAUUCCAUUAAGAUCACGGGCCUUAAUUUGGAUCUUGUUAAGACUGCGAAGCUAGUGCUAGAUGAGUACUUCGAGAGCGCGGGCGCGCUGGAGGCGAUGGGCGCGGGGUCGGGCGACUUCUUCACGCUGUCGCAGCGCCCCGCCGCCGCGCUACUGCUGCGGGACGACGCCGCGCUCAACGGCGCCGACGAUGACGUCUUCCUCAACGACGACAACGCCGGCGCGGCGAGCGGGGCGCGGCAGACGUACUCGUACGAGACGCUGGUCCAGUACGCGGACUCGCCGCUGAGCAAGCUGCCGCCGAGCGGGCUGGCCGCGUUCCCGGCCGAGCUGGCGCGCAAGGUAACGCUGGGCGGCCGGCGGCCCGCGCCGCCCGCGCCGCGCGUGCUCACGCCCUUCCGCGUGUGGGCGCCGCUGCACCACCCCAACUACCUGGCCGCGCUGCUCUGCCGCAACUUCUACUAACCAGUCGCCGCCGCCCCUCCCCCGACCCUUGCACGUCUCGCGGCUUGCUUUGUUUCACCCGCCUCUCUAACCUGCAUGAUGGUUUGGUGCAUAUUACCCUUUCGAGUCAUUCUAUCGAAUCUCAAGGUACCUCCUUUUUAGUUAGGUUAGUCGAAAUUCCUAGUUCCGCGCGUCUCUCUAGCCGUCUCCGGGCUCUAGACCCGGCCCCCCAUUAGCUGAUUAAGCGUAAACGCUAGGUAUAAAUUAUAAGCGAUUCUUUAUUUAGGAAAUAUUGAUCUCAUUAGCUAAGUUGUAAGUUAAUUGGUAAGACUGACGCUAGUAUUAUGUGGGGAGUGGCCCCUGACAGAGUUCGGAGGUGGCGGUAAAUCAUAUGCCGCUAACAUUUCGAAUACUACGAUUGACUCUCUGUAGACUACUUGAUCUCAUGCUAACUUAAAGACUGAAUAAUAAUCUCACCAUUAUGGCACUGGAAAAUCUUUAUCGUUUUAGAAAAAAAAUAUUUUUCAUUAUUGAAAUAAUGAAAGAAUUUUUUAGUACUAGUAUAUAAAGGUGUUUAUUGACAGAAUAAUAUUGAUAAAUCUUUUACGCAACGUUAUUUACAUGAGUAAACAGUUUUGAAAGCUUUAUUAUGUGUUUAUUAACAAUGCUACUAAAAUUUGUGAUGUCUCUUUGUUCAUGCUGCUCGGACAGAAUGGGUAUUCGAGAGGGGAUCGCUACAGGUAGAAAGUGUUCGCCUAUUAACUUGAGUGAAGUUCUAAAUUGUCACUUGAUUUUGUUGUGUUCAUUUAUUGUUAUUGUUUUUAAUUUGAGUAAGCAUUUAAAUUAUCAGUGUUAUUUCAAUUGAUUGUCAAUUUAUGAUUUUUAAAUAUAAUAAUUUCAAAAUAUCUCGUCUUUUGCCUGUUCUCACGCUUACCUCCUAACUAACUAAUCCUUCUGAAUCUUUCUGCAUCUUUCUGCGGUGAUCGGGAUUUGCUCGUAAAUAACUCACAGCGCAGGCAGGUCGUCACAGUGACUAACACACACUCGCACCAUGUGAGCUAACACGGUGGGCGGUCGGAGCAUAAAUGUACCAGUCCGAUGUGUCCGACAGAGUUGCCUGGACUUCGACAGCGCCAGCUACUUGAAGAAGGUCCGCGCGGCGGGCGGCACGACGGUGGCGGCGGUAGACGCGCCCGACUCGCCUGAGCCCGAGUAAGGCACCUUCGGCCGUUCGCUCGCCGCACCCACACUGCACACUACUACAAAAUUGUUUAACGUAACGAUGUAUAGCUAACGUAGGCACGACGACUGACACAGUCCGCACGGCGAGCGAACUACUAGCACUUCCCGGCAGCUUGUGACCGGAGGCCGCUACGGACGUGCGCCGGCUUCUAUUGAGGCGACGGCACGGGCCGUCCGAUGUGUCCGUCCUUACGACUCUUUUAUUUUAGCGAGCUUCACUCUUUAAUCUAAUUUAGCAGACUUAUCUUAAAAGUAUUAGCACACCAAAAUAUUUAUUUUUAUAGUGGUGGAUAUACCGUACCUCAUUUUUGUGAAUAUUUAUUACAUAAAUUAGCUGUGGAUCUGACUACAUACGAAUAAUGUGAUAAAAAGAUAAUUAAAAAUGCAUGUAAAAGGCAAAUUCUAUGACUUGCACAAAUCCACAGUUUUACGUUGAUCUCCCAUCAAUGUUUCUUUUAAUUUCCAACGUAAAAUAUAACAUUCUGAACAGUACAUUUUGAUAAUGUCCACUUCGUCUUAUAAACAACAUUGAUAUUUUCAUUAUUUUGUUGUAUAUAUUGACUCUGUUAGUUUCGGAUAUCAUAGAGUGAUUCCAUUUAUUAUUAUAAGAAGAAUGCAUGCAUUUCUUUCGUGUGUUUGUAUACUCAUUUUCAGACUUUCUAGUGUCUAGUCCUGACGAGUAGAUGUCGAUUCUCACUAUAUCGUAAGCUUUUAUAUUUCCGAGGAAGCCUGCCAAUCAAUAUAUAAUUAUUAAAGGAAUUAGGUAUUAUGGUUUUUCUUUAUAUUAUUUAAAAUAUUGUUGUAUUAUUUUUGUUGUACUAUUAGAGCUUUUAAAUAAACUUGCUGUGCACUAAACCAAAUAAUUAUUGUAGUGAGUCCUAAAAUAUAUUACACUAACGUUAUUUUGAUUAAAUGGUUGCCAGGCUUUCUUAUUCUAAACGGUUUUAGUAAACGUGACUUGAAUAUUAGCGAUCCGAAAUAUGAUAUCGCAGUGAUAUAGGGUUUUAUUUCCAUGUUGCAAAAUUUAAAGUUUAUUAUUGUCGGCGGAACCGACAUAAAACAAUUAUGUCAUCACUCGUUCACCUUUUAAGUAAACUGAAAGUAUUAUAAAAUUAUUCUCGUUGCAGGUAUUACUUAAAAGACUAUAAAUAUGUUAUUUAAUUUUAUUUACUAGAGGCUAGCGAGUGAUGCUUCACAAUAACUUAUCUGCAGAUAAAAAAAUCUUUAAACGUAAUUGGUGCUUACUCCUUGGGGAAGUAUUAUCGUUGAAUUUGUAAUUAAAGAUUUAUGUUUACACAUUUGUUUUUAUAUCAUAGACGUAUGGCUAUAAUUGUGAAAAUUGAUAUACUAAAUUUUCUAAUAUAGAA
Molecule: messenger RNA, 4217 nt
Organism: Spodoptera frugiperda (fall armyworm)
Lineage: Eukaryota; Metazoa; Arthropoda; Insecta; Lepidoptera; Noctuidae
Gene: mxt
Product: eukaryotic translation initiation factor 4E-binding protein Mextli
Exons: 11
Coding region: 154-1629 (491 amino acids)
Biological process (GO): regulation of formation of translation initiation ternary complex; positive regulation of translation
Cellular component (GO): cytoplasm; RNA cap binding complex
Molecular function (GO): RNA binding; eukaryotic initiation factor 4E binding; translation initiation factor activity
Source: RefSeq, a predicted model, not a curated record